Rotaria socialis is the source of this 1527-nucleotide messenger RNA. The record is from the annotation of a GenBank genome assembly. Lineage: Eukaryota; Metazoa; Rotifera; Eurotatoria; Philodinida; Philodinidae.
AUGACAUCUAAGGCAACAGCAUCAAGCUACUAUAAUAGCAAUGUGAAAUUUAUUAUGUCAAUAAAUAAUUUGACAUUAUGCCAAAUCGAUUAUUUUAAAGCAUGUUGGUGUCAAUUAAAUGCAUCUGAACCAAUACAAUGUUCUUAUCUAUUACGCCAUGCGGUCUCAUAUUCUAAUUCGUCUUAUUUUUGUACUUAUCAUACAAUUCGACGAAGUAUUGAUUGUUGGAAUUCAUCAUACAUAUUAUCGAAAUCUUCUGCUUCAGAAAUUUAUAUCUAUUCAACAAUAUUAAUUUUUAUUAUUGGACUUUUAGGGAAUGGUUUAUCAAUAAUUACUUUACUUUGUUCCAAGCUUCGUCGUUUGAAUAUUUACAAAAAUUUAACCAUUUUUUGCUUUUUAAACAUAUUAUAUUUAUUAUCAGUAUUAAUUCGUUAUAGAAAUAUCUAUCAUCAAGAUUUAAGAAGCGUUUCAACAAAAUUCUGUCAAAUACAUACAUUUAUUGUCGCUUUUAUUGGUCAUCUUUGUUCGUGGCAACUUGUUUCAACAAGUAUUCAACGUCUAUAUGCAUUGCUUAGUUUAAAAUCACAACGGACAACAUCAUGGAUACAAACGUGCAGAAUAUUUUUUAUUUAUAUUGUCAUACCUUUAUUGGUUUUCGAUGCUCAAAUUCUUUUUAAUUAUGGUCUUUUAAAAAAAACUCAUAUUUGUAAUGAAAUAUCGAAUGAUCAUGUAAAACAUUAUCAAGAUGCAUUGAAAUAUCCCAUUGAAAGCUUGAGAAUUUCUACCAAUACAUCUAUUAAGUAUCAUAUACUUUCGAACGGAGUUCAGUCAAUCAAAGUUAAAAAACAUAUAUGUACUCUUUGGAACACAUUUGAUACAUUUCUCUACGCGAUUAUACCGUUUAUAAUAACAUUAAUAUGUAAUGUUAUUAUUAUAUUUAAAGUACUCGAAAGACGUCGUUCAGCAACAAUCUUCGGUGGACUAUCUCAUAUAAAUAGAUGUUCCACCGCCUCAUCAGAUCAUUUGUCAGUGUUGUUAAUAACAAUUAAUAUUCUAUUUAUAAUUAUGACUGGCCCAUUGAAUGUUUGUCUUGUCAUACAAUCGAUUCAUAAAUGUUUAUUAAUGAAUUCAUCAUCAACGAAAUUGUUUGCUACUUUAAAUGAAUAUUUACGUAUACUACAAAAUUUCUAUCACGCGUUGUCAUUUAUAUUUUAUUGUCUUAUUGGAAAGAAAUUUCGAAAUUCAGCUAAAUUUACAGUUCGAACAAUUUAUUGUAAAUUAAUUGAUUAUGUUAUAUCCGAUACUUGUUUAAAAACGUCGUUGAUGUCAUGUUACUUCGAUCGAAAGCAUUCAUCAAAUGCCGAGUCAACAAUAUCAUCCAGCAGUAGGCCAAAUAAAAGCAGACAAUUAGCAGAUGAAAAAAGAAAAAAGAGUUCUUUAUCUCUGAAUAUAAUGCAACCAAUAAUAGACAUUACUAAUAAUAUAAGUCCAAAAAAUGUAAUCACUUUAAAUACAUCUGUUUUAUAA